GUGUGGCCCAUUCGGCCCACCAUCACCGAACUAAAGAUAAGAAGGCCCCAUUUGGUCCAAUCGCGAACCUUCAAACGGUUGAACCCAUGUUAUGGAACGUGGUAGAGCUUCAGUAGAUAUGGGUAACCUCCGCCGCAACCGAACAAAGGAGAUUGCGAGGAAUCAUCCAAGCUUGCAGAAAGGUAAGGGACGGGCCGGGGCUUCAUCUCAAACCCGAGAUGAUUUUGAUGCGGAUUAUAACCAAAGAUAUGGGUCUGCGAUGUCCGAUGAGCAAGUAGAACAACUAUUACAACAAAAUCAAGGGGCCUUCUUCCAUCAACAAAACAUCCCGACCAUUGACGAAGAAGAGCUCGAGGAUGAUGAUGCGGAGGAGAGGGAUCCGCAAACGGUCGAGCACGAGGUUCAUGGCACACCGUACGAUGAUGAAGAGCAAGCGGAAGUGGCUACUUCUUCCCAAGGCGGUGAGAAAGCUGAAUCAGUCUUUAAGGCAAAUUUUACAAAAUUUAAAGACCCCCAAACCGAGAUAUGGUACGCCACUUGCAAACAUUGCCCAAAGAAGUAUAACUUGGGAACUUCUGGAGGGUACGGGAGCGCCACAAGGCAUCUUAAGGCCAAGCACCCGGCGGAAUAUGCGAAAUCAGACAAAGGCAAGGGAAAGCAAACACAAAUUUCAAGAUUUGGAAGUGGCCAACCCUUCGGUAAUUUCUCCUAUGAUGAUCAAAGACAUUUGACUGGUAUGUCACAUUUGAUUGUUGAAGAAAAUUUGCCUUUUAUUUUUUCCGAAAGUCUUGCUUUAAAAGAAUAUGCUCAAGGUACUUUAAAUCCUCAAUUUCGAAACUAUAGUCGCAAAACAAUUAAAAAAGAAGUUAUAAG
This is a messenger RNA of Cuscuta epithymum, 873 nucleotides long. Lineage: Eukaryota; Viridiplantae; Streptophyta; Magnoliopsida; Solanales; Convolvulaceae. The record is from the annotation of a GenBank genome assembly.